ACAUGUACAAUAUCCACAAACACAUGAUUCAAGCGUUUUUGUUUCCAUAAAAGCAUUGUCAUCACCAUGACUGAAACAUAACUAUUUUUGAAUAAUAAGCAAUUCUUGGGCAAGAACAAGUAUAUUUUCAUGUAUUUGGGAAGGAUCCAAAAAACCAUUUAGUUGGAGUGGUAACAAUAGAAGAAUAGGAGAACUCAUUCUUUACCAAGCAAGUAGUUAAAUGAGAGGGAUAAAAAUAGAAAUUUGGGUUGGAUAAAAUUCCCCUAUAAAUGAGAGUGUACUCUAAAAUUCAUUGCAUUUCUCUCCAGAAAGAAAAAAAAAUUUACUUGAUGAAAGUAUAUAAUUUUCAACAAUUCUAUUGUUACUACCACAUUCAUGUAAUUCAAAAUUUUUCACAUUAUCUUUGUUUUCCAGCUCAGUUUUGGCCCUUUUGAUCCCAUCCUGAGUGAUAAAACCCAGUUUCCUUCUCUCUAUCAAAUGGCCCCCAGGGACUCCUCCAUGCCCCGAGGCAUAGUCCAGUUACUGGUCCAUUUUAAAUGGACCUGGGUAGGUCUGGUAAUCACAGAUGAUCUCAGGGGUGAGGAAUUCCUUCGGGCAGUGACAGGGGAGAUGGCAAAGCGUGAUGUCUGUGCGGCCUUCACGGAGAAGGUCCCCGUCAGUGAGAGACGACAUGAGGAAUCAGAGAUGAAUUUCAUGUCCAGGAUAAUGGAAUCUCCAUCCAGGAUAGUUGUGAUUCAUGGUGACACAGAUUCAUUAAUGAUUUUGAGACAUUCACAAGUUCCCUAUUUCCCAACAUUAAAAGUGUGGAUCGCUACUUCUCAUUGGGACAUCACCAUGAGACCUCACUCUUUUGAUAGUUACAAUUUCCACGGAGCUCUUACAUUUAAAUAUCAGACCAGUGAAGUUCCUGGUUUUAAGUCUUUUCUCAGGUCAAUCAACCCUAAUAAAGACCCAGAGGACAUUGUGCUUAAGGAUUUCUGGUUGUCAGCUUUCUGGUGCAAGAAAAAAUAUAACAAUCUGGAAGAAGAAAAUUGUGUACCAAAUGCUACCUUGGAGGCUUUGCCUAUAUUCCUUUUUGACAUGACUAUAUCUGGCUUGAGUUAUACCAUCUACAAUGCUGUAUAUGCUGUGGCUUGGGCCCUUCAUAAGAAGCUUUUGAUGAAAUCAGAGUUUGUAUCUGAGAAAGCUGGAGAAAAUUGGGUGCCUCAUCCUUGGCAGGUAACGGUCCCUUGGAAAUUGGUCCUAUCCAUUGCUGAUUCUUGAAAUUUUGAAUGACACUUACAGUAGGGUCUCACAAAAUCUUCAGAUUUCACAAUCAAUCUAAACAGAGUAGCAUACAUUGGAGCCCUCAAAAAACUCAUAUUCUGGAAACUACAUCAGUUUUGAUUGCUAUGGUUUUUUUUUUUUUUUUAGCUUUAUGAGACUGUUUUAGACACAAUGUUAACAUAUAGUAAGCUUUAGUCAACUAAAACUCUGGA
Molecule: messenger RNA, 1478 nt
Organism: Antechinus flavipes (yellow-footed antechinus)
Lineage: Eukaryota; Metazoa; Chordata; Mammalia; Dasyuromorphia; Dasyuridae
Product: vomeronasal type-2 receptor 26-like
Exons: 1
Coding region: 478-1263 (261 amino acids)
Biological process (GO): G protein-coupled receptor signaling pathway
Cellular component (GO): membrane
Molecular function (GO): G protein-coupled receptor activity
Source: RefSeq, a predicted model, not a curated record